Messenger RNA from Symbiodinium natans, 546 nucleotides. Lineage: Eukaryota; Dinophyceae; Suessiales; Symbiodiniaceae. The record is from the annotation of a GenBank genome assembly.
AUGGGUCUGGCGUUCACGAAGAUAUGGCAGCGCAUGAUCGGAAAGCAGGAGAUGCGCAUUUUGAUGGUCGGCUUAGAUGCGGCCGGUAAGACAACCAUCCUCUACAAGCUGAAGUUGGGCGAAGUGGUCACCACGAUUCCAACCAUCGGCUUCAACGUGGAGACUGUGGAGUACAAGAACCUGUCGUUCACGGUGUGGGACGUCGGAGGCCAGGACAAGAUUCGCCCUCUGUGGCGCCACUACUAUCAGGGCACAAACGGCCUGAUCUACGUCGUUGACAGCAACGACCGGGAUCGCAUCGAAGACGCCCGCGAGGAGCUCAACAAGAUGCUGAACGAAGACGAGAUGCGCGAUGCAGUCGUCCUGGUCUUUGCAAACAAGCAGGACCUGCCGAAUGCAAUGACUGCGGCCGAAGUUACCGAGAAGCUCGGACUGCACAACCUGCGCCAUCGUCAAUGGUUCAUCCAGUCCGCCUGCGCCACCACCGGAGACGGUCUGUACGAGGGUCUGGACUGGCUCUCCCGCACGUUGUCCUCAAAGCGAUAA